Molecule: messenger RNA, 456 nt
Organism: Leishmania major strain Friedlin
Lineage: Eukaryota; Euglenozoa; Kinetoplastea; Trypanosomatida; Trypanosomatidae
Exons: 1
Coding region: 1-456 (151 amino acids)
Source: RefSeq, a predicted model, not a curated record
AUGUCCUCCUCCCAGGCCGCCGUAGUCAAGAAGUCUUCGAGCACGCUACAGCGCUUGGUCGUGGACCCGUUAAUGAACAUGGCCCACAAGAUCGAGGGUCACUCGGUCAAGAAGGUGAAGUCCAUGGAGCCUGCGAUGGCAGAGUGGAUCAAGGCGCAGGAGGCCACUGGUGCCGAUGCCGCCACGAUCAGCCGCCAACGCUUCUUGCGCGAGCAGCAUCAGCUCAUGAGCUACCGCGUUGUCCGCUUCUUUGAGGAGUGCCGCUACAUCGCCUCUGGUGAGUACUACAAGAACUACAACAUCGGCUGCUUCCUACAGGAUGCCCGCUUCGCCACGCAGGCGUUCUUCAUUUUCCUGAUGGCGGUCAUGGCUGGUCGCCGUUCUGUGUACCCGCCCAUCUCCCCGAGCAGCCCGCUGGCCGUUGCCCUUGACCAUAAGGCGAACCCGAACUACUAA